UUUAGCCUUAGCUAAAUCAAGGAAGCUAGCUUGGUGGAUCUACCUACAUCUGUGUUGUAAAGCCAGUACAUAAAAAAUGGAUUUGUAUAUUUUGUCAGCAGCACUGUGGUACUUUAUACCAUUAUAUGUACUCAUGCAUGUCCUGUGUUUCAUAUUUGCGGAUGCAGACUUUACUCUGCUGCGAGCGAGACUGAUAGGACACAGGCCAGAGGCCAAGCUAAAGGGACUGGUGGUGUGGGUCACUGGAGCUUCCAGUGGUAUUGGAGAAGAGCUGGCCUAUCAGCUGGCAAAAUGUGGGUCACGUCUCGUCUUGUCUGCUCGACGUGAAGAUGAUCUAAAUAGAGUGAAACGGCACUGUUUAGAGAACUCCAGCCUCAAGGAUGAAGAUAUUCUCGUUCUUCCACUUGAUUUGUUGGAGAGGACAUCUCAUGAGGAAAAAAUGAAAACUGUGAUUCGGUACUUUGGGCAGGUUGAUGUCCUAAUUAACAAUGGUGGCCGAAGUCAGCGCUCUCUGUUCUUGGAGACCAGUGUUGAUGUAUACCAGGCCUUGAUGGAGCUCAACUACCUUGGUACAGUCUCUAUAACAAAGCAGGUGCUGCCUCACAUGACACAGAGAGGCAGAGGGAGUAUUGUGACUGUCAGCAGUGUAGUUGGCCUUGCUGGGGCCCCCCUGGCAACAGGAUACUCUGCCAGCAAACAUGCUCUUCAGGGUUUCUUUAAUUCCCUUCGAACGGAGCUGACAGACUUUCCAAAUAUUCUCAUCAGCACAGUGUGUCCUGGGCCGGUGCAGUCACAGAUUGUCAGCAAUGCCUUUACAGAGGAAGUGGGCAAGCAUGUUACUACAGCUGGCAACCAAGAAUACAAGAUGCCAACAAGCCGAUGUGUUCGUUUAAUGCUGGUGGGAAUUGCCAAUAGUGUCAAGGAAAUGUGGAUUGCUCAGCAGCCCUUCCUUUUGUUUUACUACGCCUGGCAGUAUGCACCCACGUUUGCCUGGUCCAUGACAAACUUGCUGGGCAGGAAACGGGUGCAGAAUUUCAAAGCUGGUCUGGAUGCAGACUCUGCAUACUUCGCUAAGCCAAAGACCUCCUGAAAAUGACCUCAUCAAGAAGUGCUUUCAUUGCAUUCCUGCUGUUGGAUGUUUCUGUAAAAUGUCUGCUUUCAACCUAGAGAGAAAGAUUUCUGGACAAAGGACUCAAAGCUACUGUUCAAGCGAAAACCUCUUUCCAUCUUAACUGUAAACCAAGCCUUCUUUUUGUGGCAUGCAGCCUUCAUGAAAGAAUACAAGGCCUGAGGACUACAUGUUAGAAUGAUGAUGCAUUUGCACUGACCUUUUGAAUGCUUAAUAAAAUUUUGUUUGGAUCAAUUUUAUGCCUUGUUUGUACAAUGAAACAUUUCAAAUCUA
Molecule: messenger RNA, 1402 nt
Organism: Melanotaenia boesemani (Boeseman's rainbowfish)
Lineage: Eukaryota; Metazoa; Chordata; Actinopteri; Atheriniformes; Melanotaeniidae
Gene: dhrs7
Product: dehydrogenase/reductase (SDR family) member 7
Exons: 7
Coding region: 77-1090 (337 amino acids)
Molecular function (GO): oxidoreductase activity
Source: RefSeq, a predicted model, not a curated record